GUCAGGUGGUAUCGCGCGUUCAUGUUAUGUUCUGUGCUGGAAGCAGGCGGAAGCAGCUGGAAAAAACCAUCAUUGUAUGCCACUGGAAUCGUUACGUACGGUUCCUAAUCUUUUUUGCAACAAAUUGAUAUCAUGACAACAGUUGCAGGAAAUGGCAUCAUCUAAUGAUCUAAAUAAGCAUCGUAAGGACGACGACGGAAAUGUCGCUAAUACAGAAAAUAACAGAGUGGAUUUGGAAUCUCGAUUUGAGUGUCCCAUUUGCCUGACCUGGUUACGCGAUCCAGUAUUGACUUCAUGUGGCCACAAGUUUUGUGCGCAAUGCAUUAAUAUGUGGCUCCAGAAAAAAGGAACAUGCUGUCCUGUGGAUAGUCAACCAUUACAGCCGGAGAGUGAUUUAUUCCCAGAUCUCUUCACACGGCGAGAAAUAUCCCAACAGCGAGCACAUUGCCCUUACCAACAAUUUGGAUGUGCCAUCGAAUUGUCGCCAAUUGACAUAGACAGUCAUAUGAAUAAAUGUGACUUUAGAAGACAAGUUGGUGAACACGUGUCAUGCCCAUUUAAAUCCAUCGGAUGUUCUGACAUUGUUGUUUCGGAAGAAGCACUGAAAACGCAUUUGGAGCAAUCAACAAGUUCACAUCUCACUUUAGUGGCAAAGGUAAUUCCAAAACUAACCUCCUUGGAACAAACUGGAUCAGGUACCAGAGCUAUGGAAUACAAAUGGUGGGACCCACCCCCAAAAAAAACUUCGCUCUCAACCCAAGAUGAGCCAUAUCCAGAUUGGCAGGAAUUAGUCAAAACACUCUACGAGAGAAUCGUCGUCUUAGAGCAGCAGAACCGUGAGCUCACCAUAAGUCUUUCUAAUCAGCAAAACCAUCUAUCUUCCAUCCGGACUUCAGUACGAUAUAAUGACGAAGAAAUGAUCCUGCGUUAUUGCAACGGUCUUUAUAUUUGGAAGCUUGAAUCAUUCAGAGACAAACUUGAGAUCAUGACGACUGAUUCUCUAAAAAUGUUUUACAGUCCUGGAUUCUAUACAUCUCCUAAUGGUUACAAAAUUUGUGCUAGGAUAAAUGUAUCUUCUAAAGAUCCUCGCUACUUGUCUCUCUUAAUUCACAUGAUGCAUUCGGAAAAUGAUGAUGCAUUAGACUGGCCGUUCAAUGGGUCGAUUAGCUUCGUACUAGUUCAUCCUGUGAAUUCCGAACGUAAUAUACGAGAAACUACUUUCUCCAAACCUGAACUGGAGGCAUUUAAGAAGCCUACUUGUGAAUUGAACAAACGAAGUUUCGGGUAUACGGAAUUUGUUUUAAUCAAGGAUUUAGUUGAAUUUUUACGAGAAGACAGUAUGAUCAUGAGAGUGGAAGUUAAAUCAAUUUAGAUAUUUCCCAACAGGAUUGAUUGAAAUUAACGUAAUUUCCUUAGAACCCACAUUACGGCUAAAUAAAUCAUAAAAUAGUUUGAACUGGCACUCAUUAUAAUCUCCGUUUUCUACUCCAAAGGGCUAUGUCCAGUUCAGAUACAAUUUGUCAAUCAAUUAUCACGAUGCAAGUGGAAAUAGUCGACGCUUCUGCCGUAAUCUAAAGAAUCUCAGCAUGGCGUUCAGCUUUUGCAUGUCACUUCAAGACUCCGUCCAGACUAUCUAUAAUUUUAUUAGUCAAUCUUACACGCGACAUGUACAUGUAAGGAAGAAGUUUUUUUCCGUCCAUGUGAA
Diprion similis is the source of this 1705-nucleotide messenger RNA. RefSeq names its product TNF receptor-associated factor 6 (gene Traf6). Gene Ontology annotation, biological process: positive regulation of JNK cascade; tumor necrosis factor-mediated signaling pathway; protein K63-linked ubiquitination. Bases 152 to 1372 code for a protein of 406 amino acids. Lineage: Eukaryota; Metazoa; Arthropoda; Insecta; Hymenoptera; Diprionidae. Gene Ontology annotation, cellular component: plasma membrane signaling receptor complex. The transcript is spliced from 5 exons. The record is from RefSeq and is a predicted model, not a curated record. Gene Ontology annotation, molecular function: metal ion binding; ubiquitin-protein transferase activity; protein binding.